This is a messenger RNA of Cucumis sativus (cucumber), 2047 nucleotides long. RefSeq names its product probable 37S ribosomal protein S5, mitochondrial. NCBI's taxonomy places the organism in Eukaryota, Viridiplantae, Streptophyta, Magnoliopsida, Cucurbitales, Cucurbitaceae. Gene Ontology annotation, cellular component: ribosome; mitochondrial small ribosomal subunit. The record is from RefSeq and is a predicted model, not a curated record. Bases 304 to 1806 code for a protein of 500 amino acids. The transcript is spliced from 8 exons. Gene Ontology annotation, molecular function: structural constituent of ribosome; RNA binding. Gene Ontology annotation, biological process: translation.
CUUUUACCGUCCCUUUUCUUCCUUCUCUUCUUUACCCCAGCCGCACGCCCCAUCGGCACCUUCCUUCUCUCCUACCGGUAUCUCCAUUGCUUCCCAACGCCACCACACUCAUCAACCUUCCAUCCCCCCGCUUCCCAUCUCUCUCUCUCUCUCUCAACUACUUCCGUCGCCGGCCGCCGGCACCCACCACACCCAUAACUUAAUGUCGUUUUCUAGGAAAAGAAUUUGAUUGAAUUGAAUGGUUUGAACAUUUUACGCAUGUGAGACGGUUUAGUUGUGUGAUUGAAGUUUAGGCUCAAAGAAAUGGUGAACAAGUCGCAAGCAUUUUCUUGGUCGCGUCUCCUUCUCAACCAGGUCGUUCACCAAAACCUCAUCAAAACCCCACUUCAUAUUUCCCGUAAAAUCUCCGGUCUCCAACGCUUCCCUAUCGAGAAAAUUUCGAAGAUUUCGUUGACGCGGUGUUACUCCACUGCUCAUUCUAGAGUUGUGCAUGAUCUUCUCGCUGAGGUGGAGAAGGAGAAGAAGAGAGAAAGGGAGCAGAGGAUAAGGGCUGGCCUUGAUACCAAGGAUAUUGACAAUGAAGAUGAAGAGGAUUAUAUGGGUGUUGGGCCAUUGAUAGAGAAGCUCGACAAGAAAAAUUCAAGGGUCACUGGGGACUUGAACGCCUAUGAAGAACCCUCUGAUUCUGAUAGUGAUGCAGACGAUGAAAGGUUUAGUAGAGAAUCUGUCAGAAAGAGGUUUGAAAACUUUCAGAAGAAAUUCGAGAGGCACAAGGAAUUGCUGAAGAACUUCACUGAUGCUGAUAACAUUGAUGAUGCUUUCAAAUGGAUGAGUAAAAUCGACAGGUUUGAGCAAAAACACUUCCAGCUUCGUCCUGAAUAUCGGGUAAUUGGUGAAUUAAUGAACCGCUUGAAAGUAGCGGAGGGAAAGGAAAAGUUCAUGCUUCAGCAGAAAUUAAAUAGGGCUAUGCGAAUAGUGGAGUGGAAGGAAGCUUAUGACCCAAAUAAUCCUGCCAACUAUGGUGCCAUUCAACGUAGACAAGGAGGUCCAUCAGUUAAUCUCGAGGAACGAUCAGAAUUUGCAAAACAGAAGCAAACCAUACAGGGGAUUGAUGAUGAUGAUGAGGAAGAGUUUGAUGACAUGAAAGAAAGGGAUGAUAUACUACUGGAGAAGCUCAAUGCUAUAGAUAAGAAACUCGAAGAGAAGCUAGCAGAGCUGGACCAUACCUUUGGAAAGAAAGGGAAGGUUCUAGAAGAGGAAAUCCGAGAUCUUGCAGAGGAGAGAAACUCGUUAACUGAGAAGAAGAGAAGGCCACUUUAUCGAAAAGGCUUUGAUGUGAAAUUAAUUGAUGUGAACAGAACAUGUAAAGUUACAAAGGGUGGAAAAGUUGUCAAAUACACUGCUAUCUUGGCUUGUGGGAACUACCAUGGCAUUGUUGGUUAUGCAACAGCCAAAGGACCGGCAGUCCCGAUUGCUUUACAAAAGGCAUAUGAGAAAUGUUUCCAAAAUCUUCAUUAUGUGGAACGACAUGAGGAGCACACAAUUGCACAUGCAGUUCAGACGGCAUACAAGAAAACAAAGAUAUAUCUUUGGCCAGCAUCAACUACCACAGGCAUGAAAGCAGGGAAAACUGUUCAAACUGUUCUGAAUCUGGCUGGUUUUAAAAACGUCAAAUCUAAGGUUAUUGGCUCAAGAAACCCCCUGAACACUAUGAGGGCCCUCUUCAAAGCUCUAAAUGCAAUUGAGACUCCGAAGGAUAUUCAAGAAAAGUUCGGACGGACUGUUGUUGAGAAGUACUUGCUAUGAUAGGAGGUUUUCUUUUUCCUCUUUCCUUUUUGUUUCUAAUUCAAAAGUUGCCGAUUCUCAAGUAGAUGUACAAAAAGGAAUUUUGGUAUUUAAGUUAAGACAUCGAGGCUGUAACUUCUGUUAAAGGUUUGAUUAUCUCCCUUCUAAAACCCAAGGGCAUCAUUUUUUAACCUGUAGGACAGAUUAUGUUCAAGGUGGUCAAUCUCUUACAUCAAUAAUCAAGAGAACAUCAUUUUCAGCA